Messenger RNA from Cuscuta epithymum, 1361 nucleotides. NCBI's taxonomy places the organism in Eukaryota, Viridiplantae, Streptophyta, Magnoliopsida, Solanales, Convolvulaceae. The record is from the annotation of a GenBank genome assembly.
GGCGGAGCAAUAGAAUAAAAAGACUCGGCAAGAAGCCAAAACUGCCCAAAAUAGCACUAUAAUAAAAAAAAGAGAGGAAAAAUCUGUUCUUUUUGUUGCCCAUGGACUUCGAUCUGAAGCAAUGGAGAAACCAGGAGGAGUCAGAAGCAAAGGCACCAAGAAUCAUGCUUGAUCUCCACUCCACCCCAACCACUCAUGGGGGUGGGGGUGGGAGUGGGGUGUCAUCUUUCUCUGCACUUCCAUUGUUUGUAUCUGAACCAACCACCACCAAGCUGUCAGCAUACUCUCCUGAUUCUACAUACACUGCCACCAUCAAAAUUCCAAGGGCUGGGAAAAGUUACUUCAGCUUGGGGCAAUGGCAAGAACUUGAACUGCAGGCUUUGAUCUUCAGACACAUGAUUGCUGGUGCACCUGUUCCUCAGGAACUUCUCCACAUUGUAAAGAAAAGUUCUCCUCCAUUCUAUUUCCCUCACCAUCUUCACCCACAUCUCCACCACCCCCAAUCUAUGAUGCAGGCGGGGUACUGGGGAAGGGCGGCAAUGGAUCCGGAGCCGGGGAGGUGCCGGAGGACCGACGGGAAGAAAUGGCGGUGUUCGAGAGACGUGGUCGGCGGUCAGAAGUACUGUGAGCGCCACGUGCACCGCGGGCGCAACCGUUCAAGAAAGUCAGCGGAGACUCCCAUGCCUGUUUCUACUCCGACUGCCGGCGGUGGGUUGGCGGGUAAAUCUGCGGCGGAUGCUCAGCCGCCGUCAUUGUCAGCGGCUGCCGAUCCUUUGCCUUCCGGCGAUCCCUUUCACGCGAAGCAGAGAGAGAUGGAGCCCAUUGUGAGACCAAACGGUCCAUGGGAGGCCCCAAGUGACGGACGAUCAAGUGGGCAAACGCUGCGCCGUUUCUUUGACGACUGGCCCAGACCACUUCAAGAGACUGAACGCGCCGCCGGAGCGGACGCCAGCUCCGCCACAAACCUCUCCAUCUCUUUCCCUGGGAAUGCCACUUCCGAUUUCUCGCUUAAGCUAUCCACCGGAGAAGGAAUCAGCAACGGCCGCCCCGAGCUUCGUAACUCGUGGGGGACGAGCCAAGUGGUGGCAUCAAUGGGCGGCGGCCCGCUGGCUGAGGCGCUGAGAUCCUCGACGUCCGCCUCAUCUCCGACGAGCGUUUUGCAUCAAUUGCAGCAAAAUUCUACUAGUACUAUCACCAGUUGAUUCACAAGUUGAUGCUUUUGUUUGGAAAAUUAGAAAAAAUGUCAAGGCAUUGUUAACUCUUUCUCCAUUUACCUAACUCUGUGAUCUAUGAACGUAUGAUUUGCAUUUCAUGUGAUGAUUUUCUUUAUGAUUUUCUUAUCGUGCUUUCCCAAUAUGUAG